AUGGAGUAUUCAAUAGAAAAGCGAAAUGAUGUUACAUGCAGCAACUGUCUGUCUCAAAGGUACUGUAGAAAUAAAAACUUAAAUUGUACACUGAUUAAUGAGACAAAGACUAUUGGCCUCUGGUCUCAGAGGACUUCAGCAAGAGUAGAAAUGCUGCCAUCUCCCAUUCUACUGAACUGUUUUGUUCUUAGGGGCCUCAAAAGAGGAGGAAAGAGAGACAACAAAAAAGACAUUUAUAUUUGGCAUAUGCCAAGCUCUGACCCAGUAAUUAAGGAAAAUCAGACCCUCUGCACCAAGUUCUCCUUUGUGGCUUUCUCCUCUCUAGGUGAGCUACAUGUACCCAUGCUCUUUGUGGUAUUCUUAGCCAUAUACACAUUCACUGUGUUAGGAAACCUGGUGAUCAUCUGCCUGAUCUGUGUGAGCCCUACCCUCCACACUCCCAUGUAUUUCUUCCUGGUAAAUCUAUCCUUCCUGGAGAUGUGCUAUAUCACCAGUGUGGUGCCUCAGAUGCUGGUGCACCUGUUGGUGGAGCCCAAGACAAUGAGUGUGACAUGUUGUGCAGCUCAGAUGUGUGUCUUCACCAUCCUGGGGUUGACAGAGUGCUGCCUGCUGGCAGCCAUGGCUUAUGAUCGCUUUGUUGCUAUCUGCUACCCAUUACACUACACAUUAUUGAUGAGCCAUUGGGUCUGCUUGCAAUGGGCUGCAGCGUCCUGGACAACAGGAGUGGUUGUGGAGUCAGCACAGACCACCUGGAUCUUCACUCUCCCCUUCUGUGGCACAGGACAAAUCCAGCACUUUUUUUGUGACAUCAUGCCUGUGGUGCAGCUGGCCUGUGUGGAUACCUCCCACAAUGAGAUUGUGUUGUUUUCUGUUUCCGUGCUCUUUAUUAUGAGCCCCUGUCUGCUCAUUCUCUGCUCCUAUGCCCGCAUUCUCAUGGCCAUUCUGAGAAUGCCCUCUGCUGCUGGCAGGCACAAAGCUUUCUCUACUUAUUCCUCCCUCCUCCUGGUUGUCUCUCUCUUUUAUGGCACAGCCCUCUUUACUUACCUUCAACUUAAGGCUGCCCAUACUCCAGACACAGACAAAGCAACUGCCCUCAAGUACACAGUAGUCACCCCUGCACUCAAUCCAGUCAUUUAUACUCUAAGAAACAAAGAAGUGAAAGGAGCCUUGUGGAGAAUAGCUAGGAGGUACCCCCUUAGCCAAGCUGUCUAA
Molecule: messenger RNA, 1212 nt
Organism: Phascolarctos cinereus (koala)
Lineage: Eukaryota; Metazoa; Chordata; Mammalia; Diprotodontia; Phascolarctidae
Product: olfactory receptor 10A4-like
Biological process (GO): G protein-coupled receptor signaling pathway
Cellular component (GO): membrane
Molecular function (GO): G protein-coupled receptor activity; olfactory receptor activity
Source: RefSeq, a predicted model, not a curated record